UGUAAGUAUUCUUGAGAUUGCCGGUAGAGCAAUUUAUCUGUAUAUUCAAUUUUACAUGGUGAUAGUAAAAAAUAAGAAACAACAGCUGUUAUAACCUGUCAAGAAAAAGACGUAAAUAAAUUUUAUCAAAAUUGUAUAAAGUUUCAUAUCAUGGAGGAACAAGAUAUUCCUAUUGAUAUUAAUAGUGGAAAAUUAUUAGAAUGGUUAAUUAAUAGAAGACAUUGCACUAAAGAUUGGCAUGUAAUGGUUUUACCAAUUAGAGAAAAAAUUAAUAAUGCAAUACAAGAUAUGCCUAUUCAUGAAGGCAUUGCAAAAUUAUUAUCUGGUUCAUAUAUCAAUUAUUUUCAUUGCUUGAAAAUAAUAGAAAUUUUAAAAGAAACUGAAGCUGAUACAAAAAAUGUAUUUGGCAGGUAUGGUUCACAAAGAAUGAAAGAUUGGCAAGAAAUAUUACGUUUAUAUGAAAAAGAUAAUAUAUAUCUUGCAGAAGUUGCACAAAUACUUAUAAGAAAUGUUAAUUAUGAAAUUCCAAGUACUAAAAAACAAAUUCAAAAACUAGAACAAAUACAAGUUGAAUUAGAAAAAAAAGAAGCUGACUAUAAAAAAUCAGAAAAUAUUGCUAGAUCAGAAUUUAAUUUACUUUGUAAGCAAUUAGGUAUUCCUGGAGAACAAAUAAAACAGGAAUUAACUGAGAAAGUAAAAGAACUUCCAGAAAUUUAUGAAAAAAUUGCCAAAAAAAUAAAAUCAUUAGAGAAAGUUGUAGAAUUUUAUUGUGCUUUUGUUAAUUAUACUCUUGGUAGACAGCAUGAUGGUGGUUGUGUUCCUAUGGUAAAAUAUAUAAUUGAUAAAGGAAAUACUACAACAUAUGAAUGGAUUUAUGGAGAAGCUCCACUAUCAGUUAGUGAACCAUCUUUAAAUAUAAGUUUAAAUAAUGAUGAUUUAGAGAAUAAGAAAAUUGAAGAUAUUGAUAACAUUGGAAUUGAUUUUGGAAAAAUUGAUAUAAACAGUGGCAUAAAUUUUGAAGAUAUAAUGUUAGAAGGAGGUGAAAUUGAUUGGGGUGAUGAAAAUAUAGAUGAGGUUAUAGAAGAUGAAAAUAUAGAUUAUAAUAUUUCUUUAGAAGAAUCUGGUAUAGUUGUAGAAGCAGCUGGUCAUGAAGGUGGAAUUGCUACUGGUAGUAAAGCAUAUACUGUUCUCGACAAUCCAUCAACUAGAAAUGAUUUUAUUAAUCAGUUAUUUGAGUUGGAAGCAUUUCUUAAAGUACGUUUAUAUGAGUUUAAAGGGGAUGAUAGUGUAAAUUUUUUAAGCUUUAGUCAAUUACAAGAUUCAUCUUCUAUUGUUCAGUAUUCUACAUUGGAAAAUACUCAAAAUAUGUUAGAUAAUGUUCAAGUUGUUUUAUCUGAAAUUUUGGAUACUAAAGUUCAACACUUACACAAUAUUAAACAUUCUGUAAGAUAUGUAGACGUUUUAACUUCAUCAUUGAAACAAAAAUUAAGCUUAGUUGAAAAAAUGAUAAUUUUACAAAAAAAUGUAAAAGAAAAACGAGAAAAUUCUGGUGAAGAUAUUAAUUCUAUUCGACCUUAUCUUCAACUUCUUAUACAAAGAACAAAGGAACUUCAAACAGAGAUCGAACAAGAUAUUUCAAAAAAAUAUAAAAACAGAACUGUGCAUUUAACUGGAAGUAUAAAUAUGUUGUAAAUAAUUAAAAAACAAAAAUAAACGAAAUAUGUCUAUUGUAAAUAAGUUUUUAUUACAAAAUAAAAAAAAUGUAUAGUAUUAUUUAAUGAUAUGUAAAGAAAUUACUAUAUUUUCUAACAUCUUAUUGAAUGCUUAGUCCUUUGAAAACUAAUAAAAAUGAAAACUAAAAAACUAUUUCGAUAUAUAUUAUUUUGUUGAUUUUAUAAUUUCAUAAAAAUAUUUGUACGUUUUGUCAUAAUAAAUACAGUACUUACUGAAAUAUGUUUCUUAUCUUUGGUAUGAACACAAUAUUAGUAAUUAAGUACCGUUUCACAAUUUUAUGCCAAUAAUUACAUAAUCAUAAAAAGAUUUUGUACAAGUCUCCAAGGUGAAGAAGUGCAUACAGCUUUGGUUGUUGGACAGGGAUAACGUUUUAAACAUUCGGCGAAUGAACGAUCACAUUCACAUAAUCGUUGAGCACAUGAUCCAGAGCCUCCCCAGCUUCCAUGUUCAACAGCUUUAAUGCAAAGAAAAAUAUUUUUUAAAAUAAAUAUAAUUAUAAAUCGAUAAAAUAACGCAUUCAAUGAAGCUAACCGCAUACUGGUUUGUGACCACGAUAACAUCUCCAAUAAUAUGGUAUAAAGUAUCCUGAAAAUACUGGACAUUCUGUAGCGUCAUAACACCAAUCGUGCAUUUUACAACAUCUAAAAAAAAAUUAUUAAAAUGUUUAAAUUAU
This is a messenger RNA of Apis dorsata (giant honeybee), 2407 nucleotides long. RefSeq names its product CDK5 regulatory subunit-associated protein 3. The record is from RefSeq and is a predicted model, not a curated record. Bases 151 to 1692 code for a protein of 513 amino acids. Gene Ontology annotation, biological process: regulation of mitotic cell cycle; regulation of cyclin-dependent protein serine/threonine kinase activity. NCBI's taxonomy places the organism in Eukaryota, Metazoa, Arthropoda, Insecta, Hymenoptera, Apidae. The transcript has 9 exons. Gene Ontology annotation, cellular component: endomembrane system.